Juglans regia (Persian walnut) is the source of this 2107-nucleotide messenger RNA. RefSeq names its product 4-coumarate--CoA ligase-like 9. The record is from RefSeq and is a predicted model, not a curated record. Bases 96 to 1781 code for a protein of 561 amino acids. Lineage: Eukaryota; Viridiplantae; Streptophyta; Magnoliopsida; Fagales; Juglandaceae. The transcript is spliced from 6 exons. Gene Ontology annotation, molecular function: CoA-ligase activity.
CUCAAACGUUAAACUCUCUCAUCUUUCUUCUUCGAUAUAUCUGAGCUACACGCAGAAAUUCUCUCCAAUCUCCGACGCCGCUGCCUCCACAUUCCAUGGCCGACGUCCAAACAAAUCCCAGCAUUCCCGUCGACUCCAACAGCGGCUUCUGCCAUAAAACCAAGACCUUUCAAAGCAUGCGCCCCCUGGUCCCACUCCCUCCUCUCUCCCAACCCCUCUCCAUCGCCGACUUCACCCUCUCCGAGCUCCUCCUCCGAUCCUCUGCGUUCAAAUCUACUACCACCGUCCUCGUAGAAUCCUCCACCGGCGUCCAUGUAUCAUACUCCCUGUUCCUGUCCCAAAUCCAUUCCCUUACGACCUCUCUCCGAAGCUCAACCUCUCUGUCCAAAGGACAGGUUGCGUUCAUUCUCACCCCUCCCUCCCUCCACGUUCCGGUUCUCUAUUUCGCUCUCUUGGCCUUAGGCGUCACCAUUUCACCCUCUAACCCACUAGGUUCCGACUCUGAAAUCUCUUACCAGGUCCGACUCUGUAACCCUGUCAUCGCCUUCGCCACCUCGUCUACGUCCCACAAGCUCCCCAGUCUUCCUCUAGGUACCAUACUCCUCGACUCCCCCGAGUUUCUCUCAAUGAUAAACGGAAGUCGUAAUGGCACUGACCGAUUCCAGCAAGUCCAAGUGAGUCAGUCGGACUCGGCGGCGAUUCUGUACUCCUCGGGAACGACCGGGAGGGUCAAGGGUGUGUUGCUAACUCACCGGAACUUGAUCGCCCUCUUAGCAAAGUUUCGACAGCUCCUGCCGGAGACGGAUCAGAAUCAGACUGAGAUGCUGCAGCCACACCCGGUUUGCUUGUUCACACUGCCUCUCUUUCACAUAUUCGGGUUUAUCAUGCUCGUGAGGGCAGUGGCGAGGGGAGAAACGCUGGUUCUGAUGAGCAGGUUCGACUUGGAGGGCAUGUUGAGUGCUGUGGAGAAGUAUAGGGUUACAUACAUACCGAUUUCGCCUUCGGUCGUGGUGGCGCUGGCCAAGUCUGACCUCGUCAACAAGUACGAUCUGAGCUCGCUCCAGCUGCUAGGAUCCUCGGGCGCACCGCUAGGAAAGGAGGUCGCCGAGCGCUUCGCGGCUAAGUUCCCCAACGUGACGAUUGUGCAGGGAUACGGUUUGACGGAGAGUGGAGCAGGGGGGGCAGAAAUGAUGACGCCGGAGGAGUCCCGUCGGCAUGGUUCAGUGGGUCGCCUAUCUGAAAAUAUGGAAGCCAAGAUAGUUGAUCCUGUUACUGGAGAGGCUUUACCUCCUGGCCAUAAAGGGGAGCUCUGGUUACGAGGGCCAACAGUCAUGAAUGGUUAUGUUGGUGAUGACAAGGCCACUGCUGAAACAUUGGAUUCAGAAAGGUGGUUGAAGACUGGGGAUCUUUGUUAUUUCGAUUCAGAGGGAUUUCUCUACAUUGUUGACAGAUUAAAGGAACUGAUAAAAUACAAAGCGUAUCAGGUUCCCCCAGCUGAGUUGGAACAUUUACUUGUAUCACAUCCUGAAAUUGCAGAUGCUGCUGUGAUUCCGUACCCUGACGAAGAAGCAGGGCAGAUUCCCAUGGCUUUUGUGGUAAGAAAUCCUGGAAGCAAUAUCAGAGAGGCUCAAGUUAUAGGUUUCAUUGCAAAACAGGUUGCACCAUACAAGAAGGUCCGGCGCGUCUCUUUUAUCAACUCCAUUCCAAAAUCUCCUGCGGGAAAGAUAUUGAGGAGGGAACUGCUCACUCGUGCUCUUUCUCUUGGUUCCUCUAGACUAUGAUCAUUCGAUAUAUAUAUAUAUAGUUGAAGGGGCUAUAUAUGGUAAAAGAAGCAGGCAAUUCAACUAGCCUCAUUUGUCAGAGUGUUAGCAUGGAUCCUUGUUUUCCAAACGAGAAGUACUACAGCCACAAAGAGAUUCCACAAAAACAAACUCACAUAAAGUCACGUCAGUUUAUGAUUUUAUUUUUGUGAGAUCUUUUUGUGACUGUAGUACUUCUCAUUUGUCUUAGUUCUAUUGUACUAUUAUCUUUCUUUUGCAAUACUCUCCUUAUAUUAACUAACAAUUAACACUGUCUAUAUAUGAUUUAUAUCACGGUUAAUUUCCUC